Messenger RNA from Exophiala viscosa, 731 nucleotides. RefSeq lists its product as uncharacterized. The record is from RefSeq and is a predicted model, not a curated record. Bases 155 to 646 code for a protein of 163 amino acids. Lineage: Eukaryota; Fungi; Ascomycota; Eurotiomycetes; Chaetothyriales; Herpotrichiellaceae. The transcript has 2 exons.
UAUUCUCUGACUGUGCUGCAAGUAACCCAUGCCACAAGACCUGAAUAGCUGAAGUGCUUCAUAUCAUUAAGAUUCCAUCAUUUCCCUUCUACGCUUCUAACUUGAAGUCUGUCUCUUACCUGCUACCUAUCUCCUUAUUCACCUCAUCACUCAGAUGUUCGCAAAACUUCCCGACUGGGCACAUCAGACUUUCGCCUUACUCUGCUUCUUCGCAGCUUUGGCGGUGCCAAUUCCGACAAUACGUCUAUGCCGGUGUUUCUUCACCGAGUUCACAUGGGGAAAAUACUAUCCGGACGUGCGCGGUGUGCCUAUGUUCCUCUUUCAAGCGGCUCAAGUCGUAUUUUCUAUCACCCGAUUCUGGAUCACGUCCAUAGCAGGAGCGCUCAGGGUCUACUAUGGUUGCUUGCGGGCGGUCACCUACCUCAUAUUCAUGUCUAUUCGUCUCUACGACUCUGGCUUGAAGGCAUCGGAACUAGCUUGGACUCGAGCAUCUUUCGAGGUAGUAGUGACAAUGGCUCUAGCGCUACUUAUCUGGAGGCAGCUGAGAUCCAUUUGGGAUUUAUGUACAUCUUUCUUUGGGAUAGUGAAGAAUAUGGGCUUGUUGCCACUUCGUACGGUAGUGAGGGUAUGGCAGCUUCUUACUUGAGCUACCGUUCGAAGAACGUCGACGAGGAGUGUGUCCGAAGGCUCACCCCAGCAAGGCAGAUUAUGCUUAAAGGUCAUCACGGCGC